AUGACCCGUGUAUUACGACGACAGAAUCAGAAUGUCGAACCUCGUCCCAAGAAGGCGAAGGUCCAGAAGCCGGACAAAUCUGAGGGGUCACACAAAAUUACGGAGUUCUUUCCAGUCCGGAAAAGCAACAGGAUCACCGGGAAAGCAUUGCAGGUAAUACUUUAUAUUAUUUAUGUGUCAUUCUUUAGUAAACGAGACUUCUCGUCUUCCUGUGUUUUUUAUUACCCAAAACAUUGAUAAGGAGUCUGUGUUUACAAUAUUUAACUGUCGACUGUUUCAGCGAGAGAAUAUGAGGCAAUUGGAAGAGAUGGUGAUGACCGGAGCCAACGAACAAUACCUCCAAGUGUCCAUCUGUGGCGAAAAAGGACGUGGGUUGAUCGCGAUGAGGCCGUUUGUUAGAGGGGAGUUCGUAGUGGAGUAUAAAGGUCAGUUUUGAAUAAUAGUUAUUUUUGGCUCACGGAUAAUCUAUUUUUAUAUCGGAGCAUGUUUCUUUCGAUUAAUGUUAAUUUAUUCUGUUUCUAGGUGACCUAGUCGACUAUCAAGAAGCCGUUCGAAGGGAAGUGGAGUAUGCCAAGGACCCAAGUAUAGGAUCGUACAUGUAUUUCUUCAAAUACCAAGAGAGGCGGAUGUGUGUGGAUGCGACGGCCGAGACCCCAUACAAAGGAAGGCUUCUGAAUCACUCCGUUCUGUUCCCUAAUUUGAGACCGAAAGUCCUGGACUUUGGCCAUUUCAUCUGUGUGGGAUUGUUCGCGAUGAGGGACAUUGAAGUUGGAGAAGAACUACUCUAUGAUUAUGGGGACAGGACUCGAUGCACGGUGGAGAAGAACCCUUGGCUUCUGAACUCGUGA
Messenger RNA from Bursaphelenchus xylophilus (pine wood nematode), 848 nucleotides. Lineage: Eukaryota; Metazoa; Nematoda; Chromadorea; Rhabditida; Aphelenchoididae. The record is from the annotation of a GenBank genome assembly.